This is a messenger RNA of Dissoconium aciculare CBS 342.82, 1191 nucleotides long. RefSeq names its product ankyrin. The record is from RefSeq and is a predicted model, not a curated record. The transcript has 3 exons. NCBI's taxonomy places the organism in Eukaryota, Fungi, Ascomycota, Dothideomycetes, Mycosphaerellales, Dissoconiaceae. The annotation marks the transcript as partial. Gene Ontology annotation, molecular function: protein binding.
AUGCCUUUGAUCCAGCGCCUUCUGCGUGACGUGCCCCAACUUCGCAUGAUCGCAACUAGUCGGGACUAUCCAGAGAUCAGGGAUCGUAUGGAAGAGAUGAGAGUGGUCUCAAUGCCUCUCGAGGCACAGGCAGUAGAUUCGGACAUUCGAAUUUACGUCCUUACACAACUUGCGGAAGAUCGAAUGCUGCGACGAUUAGACAAUUCGACCAAAAAGCUGAUCGAGGACACGAUCGUGAAGAAGGCCGAUGCAAUGCUCACAAAACAAAAAUUGAUUCGAGCAGCUUUGUUGGCCCUUCCUGACACCUUGGAUGAAAUGUACGUGCGGAUCCUCACCGCUAUUCUUGAACGAGACCGCUCGGAUGCGUUCGAUUUAUUGCAAUGGAUUUCCUACGCAAGACGUCCUCUCACUUUACUGGAGCUUUCAGAGACUACAAUGAUCCAUUGGUCUAUCGAAGCCGCUGGCGAAGGAGGUGUGGAUGCAACAGACCGAAACGAUACAUCCAACCCUCAAAAACAAGUACAUGCAUAUGAAGGCGCCACAGUGAGGCUUGCUCACUUUUCGGUCCAAGAGUUUCUGGAGUCAGCUCGGAUUCUCACAAGCAACGCCAAGCCUUUCCAUCUCGAUCGCGAUCAAGGGCACCAAGCCCUUACGCAUAGCUGCCUCUUGUACAUUCAAUACUACAUCGAUUCUCCUGAAAAGUGUGUAAACAGAUCUGAUCUAGAAGAAUUUCCCCUACUCGAAUAUACCUGCAGCAAUUGGUAUCACCAUGCCAACUCCCAAAAAACGGAAGAGGCCACUGCACGGAUCGUGUCUUUCCUUACGUCAGAGCAUAGUCGGCAUGUCUGGCUUUGUGUGCAUCAACCGGACAAUUUUAACAUCUUCAUACCGAAUUUCGCGGAGUCAGUGGGUUUUGGAUCCGCUCUGUACUACGCAAGUUACAUGGGCCUCGAGAGUGUGGUUCGUAAAUUACUUCAGACGGGCGCUGAUGUCACCGCCAGUCAGGGGGGCUCCCAUGACUUUCCACUGCAGGCGGCAGCGGCCGCAGGCCACCAGGGCACAGUGCAGAUACUGAUCGACAAUGGAGCAGACAUCAAUGCGCAAGAUUGCUUUUCCCGAAAUGCGCUGAUAGAUGCGGCGCGGAAUGGCCAUGCGGAGGUAGUAAGUUUGCUUCUGGGCCACAGGGCCGAC